Molecule: messenger RNA, 856 nt
Organism: Vicia villosa (hairy vetch)
Lineage: Eukaryota; Viridiplantae; Streptophyta; Magnoliopsida; Fabales; Fabaceae
Exons: 2
Coding region: 143-658 (171 amino acids)
Source: RefSeq, a predicted model, not a curated record
CGAUUCUACGAUUCAAUUCAAAAGCAGCGCCAACUAAAUCCGCGUUUCAUCCCUUUCCCCUCUCUCUAUUUAAAUUCCCUACCCCCUCUCAACGGGUACCCGACCCGAACCAAACCGAACCAACCCGAACACCGUCGGAAAAAUGUUCGGCAGAAUCAGAGCUUCGCCUUCUUCGCUGGACAGUCUGGAAGGUUCUCCUCCGUCCAAGAUUCUCAAAGACGAUUCUUUCUCUAUCUACGAGGCUACUCUCAUGAAGCUUAAACUCGGUGCGAAACGCGAUAAACCUCCGAUGAAAACGGAAGAGAAGGAGUUCACAAAUGAUUUUCCAGUUACUGAUGAAGCUAAUAUGGAUGUGGAUUGUACUCCGGCAACGGGAAUUGCAGAAGCUUCAAGCUCAAUUGGUGAUAAUGAUGAUAAAGCGACUUUGAUGGACACAGAUUGUUGUUCUUGCGUAGCCACCAUGACAUCACCGGUUAUUAUUACUGGUGUUAGGGAUAGUGUUUCUACUGAGAAUAACACAGAAUCACCAAGGCAAAAUAAUGUUUCCAUCCGAAAAUUCUAUUCUUUGUUGACGAAUAACAGUAGUAGCUGUGGAUCUGCUUCGUCAUCGGGGUCUGUUGUAUCGAAUGGCGAUACAAGAAGUGGAUUGUGCGAGUGAAUGAAUGAAGAUGUGAUUUUUUUUAUGCGAAGUGCUUUUAGGUCAACUAAACUAAAUUGCAUCUGUUGUAUUGUGUUGUAUUGUAUCAUGUAUUAUUUGAAAAUUGAAAUACAAUUAAGGUUCUAUUAAGUAUGAGGAAUUGUAUGUUAUUCCUCAAUCAAACCUGUAUUUAAUGCAUAAUCCAAUUGUCUAUUGUUA